Molecule: messenger RNA, 4055 nt
Organism: Hylaeus anthracinus
Lineage: Eukaryota; Metazoa; Arthropoda; Insecta; Hymenoptera; Colletidae
Exons: 18
Coding region: 579-3869 (1096 amino acids)
Biological process (GO): long-chain fatty-acyl-CoA metabolic process
Cellular component (GO): peroxisome
Molecular function (GO): alcohol-forming very long-chain fatty acyl-CoA reductase (NADP+) activity
Source: RefSeq, a predicted model, not a curated record
GGGUAUCCGUAGUGAACAAAAAGACGAUUGAGAGUGCAGUAACUAAGCCGUGUAGGACAAAAAGAAAAAAAAAAGUGAUUAGAAGGAACAAGAUACGAAAUAAGUAACACGUAAGGGAGGACGUCACUCUGAAAGAGGGGGCGAGCGCGAUCGCGUCUGCCGAGGAAAGGGAAGGAGAGUCAAAGGUAAAACCAAAGGAGUAGGGGCAGGGCAAUAAGGAGACUAAAAGGAGGAGAAAGGAAAAGCGGGACCAACGACGCCACGAGUGACAAUUCUGUGGUGUAUCGCUUGCAAAAGACUCGAGGUGGCAUAAGAGGAGGAUCGGUGGAUUCGCGUGAAGAGAAAGUUACCAAGGUAUCCUAAGCGUAUCGUUCGUUCGUUCGUUCUUCCGUUUGUUGGUGCGUUUAUCAGUCCGUUCCUACGGUCGUUGCACGGUUCGACGAACACCAAUUUUUCGUGUUCCAGUGCUUUGUACGUUUAGGAGCAUCACGGGAGGAUUAAUUUCCACGAAUCUUCGGAUAAGUUGUUGACCAUUGUAACCGAAACGACUCGCGUCGAACGGGCGGACAUCGAACGCGAUGGUGGAAGUCUUGCUGGAGCCGUGUGGCCAGGAUGUAGCCGUAGCAGAGAACGGAUGCAAUCUCACCGAGAACUCGACGGAAUGUUCACCCCGUGACGAUCAGUGCGACUCAACCAUGGAAGAUGCGAAUCUAACGGCAAUUCAAAGCUUCUACAAAGGGCAGAGCAUCUUCGUGACUGGUGGCACAGGCUUCAUGGGCAAAUUGCUCGUGGAGAAGCUCCUCCGUGAUUGUCCUGGAAUUUCUUUUAUCUAUCUCUUGGUACGCCCGAAAAAGGGAAAGGACGUGCAUCAGCGCAUCGAGGAACUAUUCGACGAUCCGAUUUUUGGCAAACUGAAAGAGGUGAAGCCCAAGUUUAGGCACCAGAUCGUCGCGAUAGCUGGUGAUUGCAGCCUGCCAGGUCUGGGAAUCUCUCCCAGCGACAGAGCCAUGAUGAUUCAAGACGUCUCUAUCGUCUUCCACGUCGCCGCGACCGUCAGGUUCGACGAGAAGUUGAAACUCGCGGUUCCUAUCAACGCACGGAGUCCCAAGGUCGUUACAGAUCUCUGCAAAGAAAUGCCACGUCUGAAGUCGUUCGUGCACGUAUCAACGGCGUACGCCAAUUGCCCGCUCGACGUAAUCGAGGAGAGGGUGUACGAUCCCCCGAUGGACGCUGACAAGCUGAUCACUCUGACGGAAUGCCUCGACGAGAAGUUGAUCGAAGAGAUCACCCCACGAUUACUGGGUAGAUGGCCGAACACGUACACAUUCACGAAAGCAGUGGCCGAGAGCAUCGUCAAGAAAGAGGCUGGCAACAUGCCCGUGGGCAUAUUUCGUCCCGCAAUCGUGAUAUCGACGUAUCGUGAACCGCUGCGAGGAUGGAUCGACAACAUGUACGGGCCGACUGGCGUUGCGGCUGGCGCAGGUACGGGGAUCCUACGAUCUAUACACUGCGACGGGUCGAUACCCGCCAACGUUGUGCCGGGAGAUCUAACGGUAAACGCUCUGAUAGCCUGUGCUUGGGACGUAGCAAACCGUCGAAGGGCCACGACAGAUGAGAAAAACAACGACGUGCCGGUGUAUAAUUACGUAUGCAAAGACAACCCCAUCACGUACGACCAGCUGAAAGUGAAGUCUGAAAAGCACGGUCUCGAGUUCCCCACUGGCAAAGCGAUAUGGUAUUACAGCUUCCGUAACAACAAGCACAAACUGGUCCACUUGUUUUACGUCUACAUACUCCACUUGCUACCAGCUCUCCUGAUCGACACCGUCACGGUUUGCGUGGGGAAGGAGCCCAGGAUGCUGAACAUCUACAAAAAGAUCCAUAAAUUCAUGAACGUGCUGAAUUAUUUCACCACAAGGCAGUGGAAGUUCACGAACGAGAACUUUAAACAGGUGCUGGCGAAGAUGAGCCCCGAGGAUAGCCACAACUUCAAUUGCGACAUCACGGAAGUCGACUGGGACCUUUACUUCCGAUCGUACAUACGAGGUAUUCGGGUGUAUCUGAUAAAGGAUCCCAUCGAGUCUCUCGAACAAGCACGCGUCAGAUGGCAGAGAUUAUACUGGAUUCACCAAGCGUGCAAAUUGAUUCUCGCGUACCUCGUGUUUCGAAUAUGCUGGCUGUCGGUGUUUUACCUCUACCGGAGAACGCCGCGCAUAGUAUUCCGCGUUGCAUCUUUCAAUUCGCGUCUCGGCCGUCUCGCACGAGGCACAGGUGAUAGAGUACCAGAGAGGCUGCGUAAUCGAACGUCAAUUAUGGUCGAGCAAGAAUCGUUGGUGAACACGUUUUACGCUGGUCAGAGUGUCUUGGUAACAGGAGGCACAGGUUUCCUGGGAAAGCUGUUGAUCGAAAAAUUGCUCAGAACGUGCACAGAAAUCAAGUACGUUUACGCGUUGUCCAGAGCAAAGAAGGGCGAGACUGCGGAGCGACGCUUCGAGAGAAUAUUCGAAGAACCUCUGUUCGAUCGUCUCCGAAGAGAAGCACCGAAGUACCAGCAGAAGGUUCGAGUGAUCCCAGGCGAUUGUUCGUUACCUGGAUUAGGACUAUCCCCCUCGGAUGCAGAUUUGUUAGCGCAGGAAGUCACUGUGGUGUUCCACGUGGCAGCCACGGUUCGUUUCGAUGAAAAAAUAAAGAAGGCGAUCGCGGUGAACAUUGGAGGAACGAAAGAACUGAUGGAACUCUGUAAACGGAUGUCCAAUCUGCAGGUCGUGAUGCAUGUUUCCACUGCUUACAGUAAUUGUAAUCGCGAGAACAUCGACGAGAAGUUUUAUCCAGCCCCCAUGUCCGAAGAGGAAACGAUGCAGCUGAUGCAGAAUUUCACCGACCAAGAGGUGAACGAUGUCGAAAAGAAAAUUCUUGGGUCUUAUCCCAACACCUACAUUUACACCAAGUGCAUCGCAGAGCAGAUGGUGCGACGAUACGAGAAGGAGUUACCUGUAGGAAUAUUUCGACCAUCCAUAGUGGUCUCGACGUACAAGGAACCAUUGGAGGGCUGGGUGGAUAACGCUUAUGGACCUACUGGGGCGCUCGCAGCGGCUGGCAUCGGCUUCCUGAGGACCAUGAAUAUGGACACAAAUCGCAGGGCAGAGUUGGUUCCAGCUGAUUAUACCGUUAACGCUCUUAUCGUUACCGCUUGGGCAGUCGCGACCAAACGUUUCAGGGAUCGAUCAGGCGAUCCACCGAUCUACAACUACCUCUCUUCGUGGGGCGAUGGGAUCACCUGGGGUCAUUACAUGCAUCUGGCUAUGAAAUACGGAAGAGAGAUUCCGAGCGUGCACAGCAUCUGGAGCUACACCUUUAUCGCCGUUAAAAAUGUAUACGCGUACUUUGUUGUAGUAGCUAUUCUUCAUCUACUACCAGCCUUGGUCGUCGACGUCGCGAUGAUGCUCACUGGCAAGAAACCUAGGAUGCUGAAAAUCUACAAAAAGGUGCAUAGGUUCUCCGCGCUGACCAGUUACUUUAGCGUGCACGACUGGAAAUUUUCCUGCGACAACACCAAAGACCUCUGGGACUCCCUCCCUCCGAAGGAUCGUGAGUUGUACGCGUUCUCGAUGAGCCACUUCGACUGGGAAGAUUUCAUGUUGAAGUCCAUAAGUGGAUUGAGAAUGUACAUCUUUAAAGACGAUCCGAGCACGAUAUCUCGUGCGAGACUUCGAAUGGCCAGAUUCGACUUUGUUCACAACCUUCUCAAGUAUACCACGCUAUUCAUCGUUAUCUGGCUCUUUUAUCGCGCGGUGGGGAGGCUUUUCGACGCCAUAAUUGACAAUAAUAAUGCAAUUACGGACAAGUUACUGCUGUUUUCUAUGCCCUGAUUGGAUAUGGUCGCCGAGCAAUAAACUUGUUCAACAUCUUUCAGCAGCAUUUUAUGUAUUAAUUAGGUUUUUGUGUGUUUACAACAAUAUAUAUGUAUCGCCCAUCCCUCUCUUGACAGGUUAAUGAAUAAAUAGAACGUCAUAACAUUUUUUAAUCUGUACUGGAAAUGUACUGGAAUGUCGAGA